GGGCUCCGUCCGGGUCGGAGCCGCAGCGGCGGCCGCAGGUUCUAGAGCGCGUUGCAGCCGCCUCGGGCGCGCCGGGCACUGUAGCCCCGUUCCCUGGCCUCCUUCCACCGCGCGCCCCGCCUGGGCCCGGCCGCGAAGGCGAGGACCCCGCGGCGGCCUGGAAGGCUCCGCCGAAGUCGAAUUUACCUGCAGCGACCGCGACCACAGGCUUCAAGAUGGUUUGCGGGGGCUUUGCGUGCUCCAAGAACUGCCUGUGCGCCCUCAACCUGCUGUACACCCUUGUUAGUCUGUUGCUCAUUGGAAUUGCUGCCUGGGGCAUUGGCUUUGGGCUGAUUUCCAGUCUUCGUGUGGUUGGCGUGGUCAUUGCUGUGGGCAUCUUCUUGUUCCUGAUUGCUUUAGUGGGACUGAUUGGAGCUGUGAAACACCAUCAGGUGUUGCUAUUUUUUUAUAUGAUUAUCCUCCUACUGGUAUUUAUUGUUCAGUUCUCUGUGUCCUGUGCUUGUUUAGCGCUGAAUCAAGAGCAACAGGGUCAGCUUCUGGAGGUAGGUUGGAACAAUACAGCAAGUGCUCGAAAUGACAUCCAGAGGAAUUUAAAUUGCUGUGGGUUCCGAAGUUUUAACCCAAAUGACACCUGUCUGGCUAGCUGUGUUAAAAAUAAUCACCAGUGCUCACCGUGUGCUCCGAUAAUCGGAAAAUAUGCUGGCGAGGUUUUGAGAUUUGUUGGUGGCAUCGGUCUCUUCUUCAGCUUUACGGAAAUCCUGGGUGUUUGGCUGACCUAUAGAUAUAGGAACCAGAAGGAUCCUCGUGCUAACCCUAGUGCAUUCCUUUGAUGAGGAGCCAAGGAAAAUCUUUCUUAAUCUGAUCUUGUGCAUUUUCUCCAAUUUUAAAUUAAGCUCAUCUGCUCAUUUAACAAAGGAAACAGUAUCUGCAACACAUUAUCAACAGUGGAAUUCUAUAUUUUUACUCUUAUGUUUCUCUGAAUGUUUUUUUCUGUUUCCAUUGCUGAAAAAAAACUGAAACUCAUGGUGUCCCCUGACCCUUGGUGGUUCCUGUAAUCUGCUAUACUCACAGUGUCCGACACUGUCCACUGUGGCCUUUCUUAGCAUUUUUACCUGCAGAAAAACUUUGUAUGGCACUACUGUGUUGAUCAUAUUGUGAAACUAAAUAUAUGCCUCACUGGAACAAUUGUAUGUAGCACUGUGCUGUGUAGAUAGUUCCUUCUGGAAAGAGUUCAAGUUAUUAAGGCCAGAAAGUAAGAGAUUUUAUUAUGUUAAGUUCAGUAAGGGAAAUCCACAUUCCCAAAGUUUUUUGUCUUAUUAGGAAAGAUGUGUUGUGGUGACAAGUGUUAAUAUAAAAAUGAUACUUUAGUUCAGUAGUCUGUUAGGAUUACACCAAUGUAUUCUAGAUAUAGCUAUGUCAUUAGGAGAUUGUGGUUUUGUUUUUGACUUUUAUAGGUAAGUACAAAAGAGAAGUGGUCUCAUGAAAUGUUCUAACGUCUAACAUUUACCAUCAGCUCUCAAAAUGGGAUGAAUCUGAGUAAUUCAGAAUGUGUAUCUAUAUAAUCUUGAUAUUCUCUUUUUUAAUGAUUUGAAGUCCAAAAGAUUGCAUUUUUAAACAAGUUACUAUCAAUUAAUGCAUUGGCCCAUGUAGCAAAAAGUAACUUUUUCAUGAAAUUUCUCAGUAUUGUAAUAGCAGCUUACCAAAUCCAAGCAUAUUUGAAUGUGAUAUCUCCUAUAAUUUGGAAGUGAAAUAGUAUUGUGGUUCUGUAUAUUAUGUUAAGAAAAUUAAAAGAUGGAAAUCUUUCUUUGUGUGUACAUAUUUGAAUUUAAAAAGGUAAAAGAAUAGUCAAUGUGAACUUAUUUUCUAGACAAGUGCUCUGAGCUACAUCCCCAGCCCCAGACUUUUCUUUUUGCUUUAACUGCUCUUUGUUGGAUUUAGAGCUGAAUAUUGCUAUGUUAGUAGCAAUGGAAAGUAGGCCAUGGAAAUUAACUUUCAGCACUAAUGUUUUCCCAAAUUCUUUCUUGAAAUAUUUCUACAUGUUUAGAAUAUCUUUUUUUUAAAUUUUUUUAGAAGUCAUUCAUAUUUAUUUGGGAAAAAAUGCAUAUAUUUUUCCCAUUACCAACAAUUUACUAAUUUCUUGUCUUGCAUUCUAGGUAGCAGACUUACAGACCAAGAAAAAUGGUAAAUGGUUGAUCUGUGGAAUCUUAGAGUAUUUUGUAGGUAUGUCACUCCCAUGACUGCAACACUGAUCUUCCAAGCAAAUAGAACUGUGCUAUUUUUAUGAUGUCAUCCUGUGUCACCCUAACAUCAUUCCUACUUAUGUCAUAAGAUGAGAUCCAAAGUGACACAUAGGGAGAUUUUUAAAUUCUGUCUUUUAAGGCAUUCUGUAUUUUAUUUGUGCUCUAAUUACAAUGACUUUAUUUGGGUCAACCAGUUAAAAAUCAAGGUCUAGGCCAGAUGACUCUUCAGGACUACUAGGAUUAUGAGAGUUGGUAAUAAGUAAGUGAUGAUUAGGGAUAAACUCUGUAGAUAAACAUUUUCAAAUGCCAGCAAAGGGCCCUGUCAAAUGAAUCUGGCUUUCUCCUCCAUAAGCAAAUCUGAAAGUCAUUACCUAGCUCUUUCCAUGAUGUUGCUUAUGAUCUGUGUCUAGGUACAGCGACGCUGAUUCCCAUUCUGUAUCAGUGCCCACUGGAAAGGCCUUUGAACACUCAUCCUGAGUUCUGAGUGGCCCUUCUGUAAGCCCACAGAGGCCAGGCAGAUUCGCGGAUACAGAAGGUCACUGCCUGUGUGUACAAGGAUGCCAAGAGCAUCUGAUGCAGAGUAGCAGUGGUUCAGAUCAGGGUCUGUUUUUCAAAGUGCAACGAAUAGCUAUAAGGAAACUCCAAACCUUACUUCUCCUUUCUUUCAGGUCUUGCAUUUCCUUAUAAAGGAACUAACUACUUAAACAAUUUCUCUCAUUCUCGAUUUACAUGUUCCAUUUAGAGGAAUGUUUUUGAGAACAUUUUGCCUAGUCAGCCUUGAUGUUAAAGAUGAAAUUUUAGCUAGAGGAAAUAAUGCUAAUACAAAGGAAAAAAAUCAAAUUUUUUUCCUAUAAUUUCUAAAAUUUUAGCUCACUGUGGCUUAAAUUCAUCUCAGAUACUUUUGUUCUCUGAGCAACAAUGUGUUUGGUAUGAAAACCAGUUCUGCAUGCCAACUUUAAUAAAAUAUACUGCUGAAUGGGACCUUUAAGAGAGGGAGAGGAAACCAGAAGUGUGGCAUUUAGUUCUUAGUUGCCAUGGGCCAAAGCCGCCUCCUAUGAGUUUCCCAAAUAUUUAUUUAAUCCUGUUUGAGUUUAUCCAUUCCUUUGAGAAGACACUAAAUAUUUGAAACCACUUUACUUUUUUGGUGGAAAAGUACUGAGAAGGUAAGUUACAUUUUCACAUAGUAUUUUAUGGGAGAAGAACGCAUUGUGAUCCUACAAACAUUAUCCCUGAUAUGUAAAUGGUUUUGUUUUAUUGAUAGGGAAGACAAAGACCCACUUUUCUAGGUUUCUGGAUAGUGAGGGAAUUCCUGUGAAGUUGUGUGUUUGAGGGAGAGGGUCAGGGAGAAUAUAGGAUUUGUCAUGUUGUAUUUUUCUUGAAUGUUCUAUCACAGCUUGCAAUAGUAGUCCUAGGAAUAGUUCUUGAGUCAAUGGGAUAGGAGAAAUUCAUACUCCACUACCAUAUGCCAGGUCUCUUGUCAUCAUUCUCCCUAGAUAAACCAGCUUUGGGAAUUAAUUUUCAAAUGAGGGCUUGUGGGAGUUACCUGUGAGUUAGCCAAGAAUGGACUUUGACAUCUGGAAGGGUGAAAUCACUUUUGCUUAUGUUCAGUAUCUUGUUUUUUACAAAGAGGUGGGGUCAUAACUGAACAAGUGGCCUUUUAGUAAGUUAAGCUGUCUUGACUUGGACUUUGAAGUCUUGCUCCUUGAACUGAAGAGUGGUCUAUUCUCACUUAGAACUAUUUGCUGUCCCACUGUUCCUGUUCUCACCAGUGAUCACUCGUAGGAGGACUUCAGGAGCUAUGUAGGAUUAGUGAAUUCUACAACAACAACAAAAAAACUCCAAACCAGAGGUGGUCAUAGAUGAUCAUUUGAAGAAGAUGCUAGUUCUUAAGUAGGUGAAAGUGGUUUAAUCAGGUGUAUUGACCAUCUGCACGAAAGACUUUUAUGGACUAUUUAUGUUACCAACAUUUAAAAGAAAGUUAAUCCUCCUCCCCUCCUGCCCAGCUAUGUAUAUAUAUGUAUGUAUAUGUAU
Messenger RNA from Castor canadensis (American beaver), 4271 nucleotides. It is a transcript of the gene Tspan13, whose product is annotated as tetraspanin 13. Gene Ontology annotation, cellular component: membrane. Lineage: Eukaryota; Metazoa; Chordata; Mammalia; Rodentia; Castoridae. The record is from RefSeq and is a predicted model, not a curated record.